Molecule: messenger RNA, 2040 nt
Organism: Daucus carota subsp. sativus
Lineage: Eukaryota; Viridiplantae; Streptophyta; Magnoliopsida; Apiales; Apiaceae
Exons: 9
Coding region: 293-1915 (540 amino acids)
Source: RefSeq, a predicted model, not a curated record
CAGAAUUUUAUGAUCCUAAACUCGACAACAAAGAUCAAGUAUGGGUUCAGAAGAGAAGGAAAGGUCAAUACUCUGAUGCCGUGCUUAGCUGCCCAGCUUGUUUUAAUACCCUUUGCUUAGAGUGUCAAAGAUCUACUUUUGUUGCCGAGGUAGAUACAAGCAAAAAUCACCAAAAACGACUUGAACAGGUUACAGAACUCAACUAAGAAGAAGUUCUCGAAUUAGACAACACAGCUUUCCUAAAACAACCAUCACUGAGCCUACUGACUUAGUACAAUUUGACAUUGAAACUAUGGAUCAAGAUGGAAAUCAAGUUUCUGAACAAAACCAGGGAGAUGAAGCAACAGGGAAAGUAUGGAAGAAGGUGGAGCUUAAAUUCGCUCGAAAAUCAAACAACCAGCCAAAGGAAACUGCAAAAAGACCAAAAACCAUUUCCAAUGAUAAGGAGAGUGAUGAUUUUACUGUAUCAAUUGUCCAUGAAGAGGAUUUUAUUGUACCUCAAAUCAAUACUGGUGGGAAUGAGGAUGACGAAAUCAUGCUAGAUACAACUGGUGCGAAUGAGGAUGACGAAAUCAUGGUAGAUACAACUGGUGGGAAUGAGGAUGGGCAAAACAUUGGGAAUGAGGAUGGCGAAUACAUUCCAGAUACAACUGAUGGGAAUGAGGAUGGCAAAAACAUUGCUGAUACAACUAUCAACAAUGAGGGUGCUGAAAAUGUUGCUGAGGAUGCUCAAGAAAAUUUAAACAACCGGAAGACAAAAACAACAAAAUUCAAGAGGAAAAAGGAAAAUGAUGUUGAAAAUGAAGCAAACAGAAGGAAGAGGGUCAACAUACUUUAUCCUUUAGUAAAGUAUACUAAAGAUAAUAUUCAGAAAAUAGAAGGAGCUAAACAUUUUAAUAGGCCAAAGGAUGAAGUGAAAUUAAGGGUUUCCCCAAGGAUUCUUAGUGAGAUGAUAUUCAAACUCACAGAGGAACAGAGAAAAUGGGUGCAACGGUCAGGAUUUGGUUUGUUAUUCAAUUUUGAGUUAGAGAUGUUGCCGGCAAAACUUGCAUACAACGUUCUUCAAAUAUUUGACCACAACUUAGUCUCACUAAAACUGAAAAACAAUGACAUCCAAAUCACAGAAAAUGAUGUCUUUGAUGUACUUGGACUACCAUAUGGAGGUAUCAAGAUUCAGUUAGCUGAUGAAACAAAAUUCAAACAAAGAGAAGAAACUUGGAAUGCACAGUUUGCAAAUGAAAAAGAAAGAGAGCAAAUAACAGCUCAAAUGCUUGUUCAGAAAAUGAGAAAACAAGGAGUUAGUGAUACUUUCAAACUGAACUUCUUGAUAGUCAUGUCAAAUACUCUGAUUGGGACAACAAGCUCAGCUUAUGUUGACAAGCAGCUACUUAGAAUUGAUGAUGAUCUGGAGCAUUUACAAAAGUACAAUUGGUCAGAGUAUCUUCUCCAUUACUUUGUGAUAGCAACAGAGUGCUGGAAUAGGACAGCUUCAACUUUUUUUCGUGGAUCUCUGAUUUUCCUCACUUUUUUAUAUGUUGAUCGUGUAAGGCAUAUGGGAAUAAAACUGGUUGAGAGAACAUUGCCUUCGUAUAUUGGCUGGACACACGAUGAAUUGAAGGAAAGACAGAGAAUGGAAGUAACUGAUGGAGUUUUUGGAGUUGGAUCACUUGUCCCUCCAAUUAGAGAAAUUUUAAAAGAAAUCGAUUGUUCCAAAAAAGAAAAUGAUUGUUCCAAAGGACAGGCAAAGAAGAAUGAAGAUGAAGAUGAGUGGGAUGAUCCUGAAUUAUGGAAACAGAUGGAUGAAGUAGUGAAAAUCCACAAAAAGAAGAAGAAUUCAAAAACAACACAACAAACAGAUGACAUGGCUGUAGAUGAUACAGAUCAAGAACCUGCAGCAGAGGAUGUUAUUGAAUAAUUACUAACAAGAGCACAAGACUUAGUGGCUUCGAAGUUAGAAUUUGAUGAUGACCUGAAAAAAGCUCUAGAGAUGUACCCAGAUAAUGACAGCCUACACUUCAUUGUUGAAGUGAUGGAUGAACA